AUGUCACGCUGCGUGACAUCUGCCAGUGGCCGCGCCAUCGCCAUUGUGGGCAUAUCCGGCGAACACACGCGCGUGGUGCUGCGAAGCACGAAACCAUGUGCUGCUACAAUCUCAAUAUCUCCCUCCUCCUUCGCGUCCUUCCCCUCUCCUCUUCCCCCUCCCCGCCCCCCCACUCGUCCACGUCGCACGCGGUCGCCGCUCAGGUAUUUGGUUUGGUCAGUCUCCUCUUUCCUCCAAUCCCCAGUCUCCUCACUCACAGCCUCCAUCCCCGCGUCCCUUUUCAAUCCCCGCUCUUCCUCAGCUUUACCUUUUGCUGCCACCUGCCUGCUAUCGGUCUCCCCAGGUCUCUUCGACGUUGCAGGCCGUCGUCCCGCCCGCCUGCAGCCCACCGGACUCUCCCGUCGCCCGUAUUUAGAGAAGACGCACUGCUCCCCACCUGCAUGUUCCUCGCACGAGCAUCAUAGUGUCCAAGUCGGUCUCCCCAUCUCGCCCAUUCUCUUCUUCUUGAGAACGGAGUUUCAGCUUCCGCCGUUGUCUGUCACCUCGUCAAAGCGCACGCCCUUGGUCCGCAGGGAAACCAGUGAUGACUUCCAGAAUGGGUCUCUGAGCCAUAAGCGUGCUGUGUACGUUAACGACAAAUCCGCAUCCCCCACUUCCCUUCAUGUCGUCCCGCUUCCCAUCUCCACCACCUUUUCCUCUACUUCGUCUCCCUCUUCGACUGCUCCGUCCACUCCGUUCCUAGUAUCCAAGCAAAUCCCUCGUUCUCCUCGUUCUCCUCUGGCUUCUUCGCCUAGGGAGUUACCCAGUCCGAUCCCUCGCUCUCCUCACCCGUUCAAGUCCAGCCUGUCUCCCAGCCUGCCUUGUGUCGACGACAAGUCGAGCAAGUCAUCAUCCAUUGCGUCCGUCGCUAUGGAUGUUCUUGCACAAGGGGAUCUUGUUGGUGAGGGUCUUACCCUGCAAGGCGAGAUGAUUAUUCGGGUUCCCAUUAGCUCAUCGGAGCCGCGGGUCGACGAUGAUGAACCGGCGAAAGAGUUCGAGGUUGUUCGUAGGCUCGGCACUGGAAGUUACGCGGUUGUGUACCUUGUGCGUGAGGUACUGUCUCGCACGGCCUCUCCUUCAUCGGAUGAUGGUCAUGGUGCCGCAGUCGCUGGGCGUAUGGAACUCGAUGAUAGUUACUUCGGCCACAGAUCCCCGGUAUAUGGUCGCGAAUAUGCUGUCAAGCUGUUAUCUAAAGCUAACCUUGAUGAGGAUGCUCUAUCGGCCCAGUUGUUCGAGGCUACAAUCCACCAGUCGCUUCCCGCUCACCCCAACAUCGUUACUCUCCACCGCACGCUCGAGACUCCCUCGUUUUUACUUCUUCUCCUCGAGUUUGUUCCCGGUGAAGAUUUGUUUUACUUCUUGGAACAGGAUAGAGAUCACUACGAUGUCGAUCCUGCACUGUCAGAAGAAUUUUCCACGACUCCGCCCUCAGAGUCGAGCUGCAGCUCGAGAACACCAUCGACGCCGAGCCUUCUUGCGUCACUAGCACCUUCCCAGCUGCUCUCUCGCACUCGCCUUCGUCUUAUCUCUUCGAUGUUCUUGCAGAUGUGCGAGGCGGUUGCCACGUGCCACGACCAUUCCAUUUUCCACCGUGACAUCAAGCCAGAAAAUUUCAUUGUGACAGAUGGAUGGUCCACUUUGUCAGAUGGACGACGCGAGCGGAAGGUGGUUGUCAAACUCACCGAUUUUGGAUUAUCUACCACCGAUACGGAUUCAGCCGACAUGGAUUGCGGCAGCGCUCCUUACAUGAGUUUCGAAUGCCGAAAUAAUCUACACCCUACUUAUUCUCCUCGUGCUGCCGAUGUCUGGUCACUUGGUAUCGUGCUUAUCAAUAUGUUGUAUCAUUAUAACCCUUGGACCGAUGCAUCACAAGGCGUUUGCACGUCCUUCGAUGCGUAUUGUCACCAACCCGUCAACUUCUUCAUGACACGCUUUACUGGAAUGACACUUCCCGUUGCUGAGUUCCUGGCGAAGAACGUCUUCUGUAUCCUCGAUAAUCAUAAGGACGACUCACAGCGUAUUGGCGCCCGCGCCUUCGGUGCAUGGAUCAAGGACCUCCCUACACUCCUUGGGGGUCCGUCAGUCGCUCGCCAUACACGCACUGUCUCCAUUUCUUCCGUUCAAGGCCAUCAUCUUGCCUCUAUUCCUCAUUCUCGCCGUCCAUCUCUUCGGUGUGUCACCCCUAACGACAUUGCCGUCUCUCAGCGCGCGUCACGGUCCAUGUCCCGCGCACCCUCUCUCGGCCCUGCCUACGAGGUUGAGGCGGAAGUUUCCAUGUUAUCCACCGUCACUGACUAUGAGAACGAGGAACAGGAACAGGAUGGAGAGAUUGAUCAGGAGCCUGGGUCUCGUUCUGCUUCCACCCACAGGCGUCGCAAACGUGGUACGAGAAAAGGCAAGGGCAACCAUCCUUCUUCCCCCCCCUCUUCGGUUCAGGAUGGUACCUUGGCGACAUUGGCUGAAGCCUCGCAGGCGCUGGCACGGGAGAUCAGCCGCACUUCCCGCAAUUCGCAACACUUUUCGACUGGUUUGCAGACUCCGAUCGACAAACCAUCUCCUGUCAUUCCAUAUGUUCCUGUCCCCACGCUUUCCCCCACGCCGGCUUAUGCAUCCGCAGCUGCCUCUACUUCUACUGCUUCCGUUGUCGCUCCGCCAACUAUCACCAAGAAGUCGUCAAAAUGGAAACUCAGUUUCGGAAAGGGCAGCAACGGCAGCAAGGUGUCUCCUGUUGAAGAGUCGCCGUCAGAAUUGGGCUCUGGUAACAGUUAUGUCAAACCUAUGUCGUCCACGGCAAGCAAUGUCACAAGCUUGCUGAUGAGCCUGAACGCGCCGCCCGCGGCUUCUACGUCGCAAGCUGAACUUGAUACUAUGGGCUCAUGGACUAACCGCGGUCGGCGUCCCCAGCCUUCACUCUACGGCGCAAGCAACAACGGUAGCAGUACGUGGGGGCCAAAUGGUUCGACGUCUGCGUUCUCGACGAACAGCAACCUCAGCGAGCGUCGGGGCCCGCAUGGCUCGCAGCGUGCUGUUUCGCCAGUAAGCAAGCGUGGUGUGUCUCCUUCCAGCAAGCGCGGCAUAUCUCCCACGAGCACUCGUAGCGGGCGUCCCCUUGCAUCUAGCGCAAGCUCCAUCGCCUCAUCGAACUGGCGGAGCUCGAUGUCGAGUGCGGGCACAUCUACUUCGGCCUUCACGAGGUACAGCAACGGGAGUUCGCGGAGCGUGUCUACGGCCGCAACAAGUCUUUCUUCGGGCAGUUGGCGCAGUAAUGGGACGAACACGUCAACUAUGUCGAAGAAGUAUCCUGUCGAGCACAGACCCGCUGGGAUGCCAGCCAACGUCAAGUUCAUGGCGGGCACACCCUGGGAGCUUUCGCAAAUGCCUCGUCCGCUAAAUCAUGAUCCAGAUAACUACCUGUACGGCGCCCCGCCCACUCGCAAACGGCGUGGGGCGAAGGCGAAGGACUCGACUCUCGACACCAUCAGCGAACGGCCUCAGCAGAAAUCUGUUGCGCAGAGGAUGGACGCUGCCACCAGUACCACGGACCUUUCUCGCAUCCAACGCGAUGGGGAUAGCAACGAAGUUGAUCAUGAUACUUCUCCGCGGAAAGUUCAGAAGGGACAGAUCAAUGCCCUGGCGAAGAUGUUGUCGGCUCUGAGACGUUGA
Molecule: messenger RNA, 3702 nt
Organism: Fibroporia radiculosa
Lineage: Eukaryota; Fungi; Basidiomycota; Agaricomycetes; Polyporales; Fibroporiaceae
Exons: 6
Coding region: 1-3702 (1233 amino acids)
Biological process (GO): protein phosphorylation; intracellular signal transduction
Molecular function (GO): ATP binding; protein serine/threonine kinase activity
Source: RefSeq, a predicted model, not a curated record